Messenger RNA from Oryza brachyantha (malo sina), 1379 nucleotides. RefSeq lists its product as uncharacterized. Gene Ontology annotation, cellular component: cytosol. The transcript is spliced from 3 exons. Gene Ontology annotation, biological process: response to desiccation. The coding region runs from base 115 to 1053 and encodes 312 amino acids. Lineage: Eukaryota; Viridiplantae; Streptophyta; Magnoliopsida; Poales; Poaceae. The record is from RefSeq and is a predicted model, not a curated record.
UCUGAGGACCUGCUCCUCGUGUUGCUUUCUCUUCUCCUUAAAAUUUCCCCACCUCCGCUCGCGAUCUCCGCUCGCUCCGUCCAGAUCUCCGCGUCAACCUGCAGGCUAGCUACCAUGUCGUCCUCGUCGGAGAACCCCACGGUGACCGAGCGGGGUAAGGACCGCCGGGAGGAGGACGGCGAGAAGAAGGAAGGCGGUGGGGGGUUCAUCGAGAAGGUGAAGGACUUCAUCCACGACAUCGGGGAGAAGAUCGAGGGGGCGGUGGGCUUCGGGAAGCCCAGCGCCGACGUGUCCGGCGUCCACAUCCCGCACAUCAGCCUCCACCGCGCCGACCUCGUCGUCGACGUGCUCAUCAAGAACCCCAACCCCGUCCCGAUCCCGCUCGUCGACAUCGACUACCUCGUCGAGAGCGACGGCCGGAAGCUCGUCUCCGGGCUCAUCCCGGACGCCGGCACCAUCCACGCCCACGGCGAGGAGACCGUCAAGAUCCCCAUUUCCCUCGUCUACGACGACAUCAAGAGCACCUACGACGACAUCAAGCCCGGGAGCAUCAUCCCCUACCUCGUCAGGGUCGUCCUCCUCAUCGACGUCCCCAUCAUCGGCAGGAUCAAGCUCCCGCUCGAGAAGUCCGGCGAGGUCCCCAUCCCCUACAAGCCCGACGUCGACGUCGAGAAGAUCAAGUUCCACAGGUUCUCGUUCGAGGAGACCACCGCCACGCUGCACCUCAAGCUCGAGAACAAGAACGACUUCGACCUCGGCCUCAACAUGCUCGAGUACGAGAUGUGGCUCGGCGACGACAGCAUCGCCAGUGCCGAGCUCACCGAGUCUGCCAAGAUCGAGAAGCAAGGGAUCACCACCAUGCAGAUCCCGUUCAGCUUCAGGCCCAAGGAUUUCGGCUCUGCUGUCUGGGACAUGAUCAGGGGGAGAGGCACCGGCUACACUAUCAAGGGCAAGAUCGAUGUCGAUACUCCAUUUGGGAACAUGAAGAUGCCCAUUAGCAAAGAGGGUGGAACCACUCGUCUCAAGAAGGAGGAUGACGACGAUGAGGAUUGAGGUGCCGCUGAUAAACAUACAGGGUAGUGAAGUAGAGAUGGUGAUGCCCUGUGCUCUUAGUGCUUUAGCAUAUGGUGCUCUUGUUGGUUGCCUUAUCUGAGCUGAGCCCGUGUGUUGUUUGUUCAACUCAUCUAGCUGCAUCUUGUGUGUUCUGUGCAUGUUUAUUAGACUCAGACAACUUAAUUUGUGGUGGAAACCUUGAUAAUAAAAUCAACAACCCCUUGUUCUUUGUGGGGUCAGUUGAUAUUUUUCGUUACAUUUUCCCCCAGAAUACUGGUUUUGAUUGUUGUUGAUGAACCUGUUACAACGGUGAACAGAAUUGGUGU